CGGAGAGAGCAAGCCUUGGGGGCGCGGCGGCGCGGCAAGGCAUCGGACAUCAGCGGGCGCUGCAGCCAGGGCGGCGUGUCGGAGCGGUUAGGGCGCGGGGCGGCGGCGCCGCCAGGUCUCUGGGCUGACGCGGCAAGGGCGUGGCCAGUGGCGAGUGGCGAUCGACGAGGCCUUGGAGACCGGUGAGGUCAAGUUGAUUGGAUGAAGCAGAUGUCACCGGAGAACUAAAUUUCGUAAUGCUUUGGCAAAGGAGUUGUAGGUUAUGGCGACCCGUGUCUUGUCACGCCAAAAUCUAAGAAAGUUGGCUACAUUUACUCUCCAGAAUAUAUCCCAGAGCCAACUAAUUUCACCUUUCCCUCCAGGUCUCAGAUCUGGUGCUGUUUCCCCUAGCAAAUGCUUCAGUCCCCUUUACCUGUUUGGGCAUUCAUGGGCUGUUAGAUGGGCUACAUAUGGAUCAGUGAAUCUUGUUGUGUCUGAUGAUGGCAAACCUAAGUUUCAGAUUGAGGAGGUGGAGCCCUCCAAAAAGGGAAGAUAUUUGACAAAGAAGCGAUUGAAGCUUCAGAGGAAGCGGGUAAAGAAGAAGAGGAAGGAGGCAAAUAAAAAUGAUCCGCGACGCAUCAGGCCCAAGGGAAAGAAGAUAAAACAAAAAUUCCCCACAGCUGAAGCUAGGCUCAAAUAUAAGAUUGACAAGGCCAAAUUAAAGGAAGCUAUGUUGGUUGAAAAGUUAAAGAAGUAUGAGGUUGCGAAAGCUCAAGGCCCUAUGGCUAAACCAGAUGAUCUUAGUGGUGAGGAAAGGUUUUACUUGAAGAAGGUUUCACAGAAGAAGUCAAAUUAUGUCCCUGUUGGAAGGCGAGGAGUUUUUGGAGGCGUAAUUCUGAACAUGCACUUGCAUUGGAAGAAGCAUGAAACUGUGAAGGUCAUAUGUAAGCCCUGCAAACCAGGGCAAAUCCAGGAAUAUGCAAAUGAGAUAGCUAGACUUAGUGGUGGUAUCCCUGUUAACAUCAUUGGAGAUGACACUAUAGUCUUCUACCGAGGCAAAAACUAUGUUCAGCCAGAAGUUAUGUCACCUGUUGAUACACUGUCAAAGAAAAAGGCACUUGAAAAAUCAAAAUAUGAACAGUCGCUGGAGACAGUUCGGCGUUUCAUUGCAGUAUCUGAAAAGGAGCUUGAACUUUAUUAUCGGCAUGUUGCACUUUAUGGAAUUCCACAAUCCCAGAAAGCUGAUCUUGUUCGUGGUGAUAAUAGAGAGGCUUCUUUGCUUAAAAUGGGGGGAUUGGAUCAAGCAAAGGACCAAUUGCCCUAUCUGGGUACCAAUCAUUUUUCUGAUCUUCACAUCAGUGAUAUUUCUGAAUCAGAUGAAGAAGAUACUUCUGGUAGUGAAUAUAAUGUUAAUGACGAUGACACUGAGGAUAUGAACAACAUUUCUGAAGACGCAAUUUCUGAUGGGUUAGCCAACAGGGAGUGAAGUCUGAUUACCUUGUCUGACAUAAUUACAUUGUUGUUUAGAAAUUUGCCUCAGACUGAGCCACCACAUUAUACCAUGGAUGUUUCUCAUCACAGAUUGAAUGAUGUCAGUCUUAGACUCUGAUGUACCGAAUCAUCAUCAUAUUAUGUCGAUUAGUCAUUACAGCUAGCUGGCCCUGCUGUUGUCAGCUAAAGCUGAGCUUAAUUUUGUGGUGAUUUUUCCUUGAAAUCCUUGAUGUGUAUACUAGUACAACAAUCUGUCAUCUGUCACCAAAUGCAGUGAUGUAUCUUGCAUAUCCUUCUAAAAGUGCUCCCUCCUUGCUGUCAAAA
Molecule: messenger RNA, 1794 nt
Organism: Setaria italica (foxtail millet)
Lineage: Eukaryota; Viridiplantae; Streptophyta; Magnoliopsida; Poales; Poaceae
Exons: 5
Coding region: 263-1465 (400 amino acids)
Molecular function (GO): RNA binding
Source: RefSeq, a predicted model, not a curated record